CCCUCCUGACCACAGGUCUCUCUGUUAUCCAGUGUCACGAUCUCUUCCUUUUUCACUCAUAGAUUCCCUCUCUUGUUUCCACUCUUCUGCUCCUGACUCUUUCUGUUUUUGUGAGGCUUUUUUUUUCCAACGCCAUCCAGCUUUGAUUUUCUUCUUCUUCUCUCCCGUGAUGUCGUCUCUUCUGAGGGAGGAGAUGCAGAGAGUUUUAUUUCGACCCACAAAGCAGAGAUUGGUGGAGUUUAUUGAGAUCGAAGAGCCGGGGCAUGGACGACAUUUUCUUUGUGUCUCAGUUGCAAAAAACAAGCUGGUGCAGUUGAGUAUAGUGCGAUGUCAGAUAUCACAGCCCAACAAGUCUGGAUCCAAGCGGUCCCACACUAAACGCUCCAGCAUUCAGGACUGCUACAGGACGACUGAGGUCUGGUCUCUGGAAGACCUGUCUCUUGUUGACGGGCGGGACCCUGAUGUGGAUGACCCCUGUUUCCUGCUGCACUUUGACAAGGUGCGGGCAGUGACAGCCGUCAGCUGCUCAGCCAAAUAUGCUUUCGUGCGUGCCCUGGUGGCUGUCUGUGACCAGCAAUGUCAGAGGUCACUGAACCUGCGGAACUUUGAUUGGACCUACAUCAAGCCCACCUCCUUCUACUCCAACAGAGGGGACUGUGUUGUUCUGACACAGAUAUGCUUCUACGCAUUCAAUUUGGUGUGUCUCUCCAUGUGUCCUGUGCCCCUGGAUGCAUAAUAGAAUUAAACAAUAACUGUGUACGUGUGUGAGUGUGUGUGUAGUAUGUGUGUAUCUAUGUUGGUGUAUGUAUGGUCAUUGUAUGGUUUUGGUAAAUGUUGGCUUACUGAUGCUUCUCCUACACAAAUAGGGCGUUUGUAUAUUAGUUGAUUACUAUGAUCUGUAUGAAUAUUCUGCUGAAUUUGUGGCCAGUGUAGGUUUCAAACAGUUUUGUAUUUGUCAAACUGUAUAAUAUACCUUUACUUAUCUGCAAAGGUAUUAUAUUCUGUGUGCUAAUGUAAAAUAUGAAUUUGAGUAGAAUGAUUACAGUUUCAAAUCCCCUACUUUUCUCCAUCUUUCGCUGUUUUACCAUGCUUCAGAAAUUGUUUAGUGUGCAAUCAGUUAGGAAUAAUAUUUUAGUUAUGGCCUUCGUCCUCGAUUACAGUUCCUCUCCAGUGAUACCUCAUGAAUUAAAUUAGAGUCAUGAGUCAUGUAGCAUUUUUUUUUCUUGGAAAUCUGGGGUUUGGCCACCUGAAGUAAAAGGUUUGCAUAUCUUGUGAGCUAAAUUCAGUACAUUGAAGGCAAAAUACAAGAAACAUUUUGUUAUUUGUAGCAAGUAAGUUUAAUUAAUCCAAUUAACAAUCUAAGUGGAAUAAAUGCAAUAUAGAAAAAUGGGUAUACAGUACAUGAUAUUAUAAUUAAAGAAAAAAAAACCUAUAAAGGAAGCUGCGUGAGUCUUAUCCAUUACUUGGUGAUGAUGUUUUUCUGUGACAUGGCCUUGUUUACAUGUGGUGAAAGAAGUAUUCACACCUUUUACUUAAAUUAAAGCACUGAUAUAACUGUAAAAAUGAAGGCCCAGUAUUAACAGUGCUGUUAAUGGAAAAUAUGUGUAACCAGCAAAAUGUUA
Messenger RNA from Solea solea (common sole), 1622 nucleotides. It is a transcript of the gene exoc1l, whose product is annotated as exocyst complex component 1 like. The record is from RefSeq and is a predicted model, not a curated record. Lineage: Eukaryota; Metazoa; Chordata; Actinopteri; Pleuronectiformes; Soleidae. The transcript has 3 exons. The coding region runs from base 170 to 736 and encodes 188 amino acids.